CAGCCACUGAAACAGUUGACGUUGUUCAGUUAACUGACUUUCGAAUUAAGAUAGUGAUGAAAGUGGAUAGUAUAAUAAAAUGCUUAAUAAUUUUUGAAAGGUACAAAAUCUGUUCAAGUGCUCUGAUUAUUUUCGCCCGCCAUUAUUGGCAUUAGAAACAAUGUUAUGUCUCUCCUUUUUGCUCGGAAUAUGUGAAAACAACAACAAGGAAUAUUAUAUGUUUGUACGCGACUCAGCGAUUUCAGAAAUCAUGGCCGAUGCUGCUACCGUCUUGAUGUACAGGCAUUGUGGUAUAACGAGGGAACAAGAAAAAACUUUCAUAAUGGUGACGUAUAAAUUACGUCACGCACGUUGCCCAGGUAAUGAGAAGCACGCUAAGCGGCAGUCAGUUGUCAGCUGUAUGGCCGGCAGACCGCUAGAGUUCGCCGUCGGGGAAGGGUCUGUGUUUGGUCAUGAAGAAAUGAAUGUCGAUAUUUUGUAACGGCAGAAAUUAAAGAAUAACUGUACAGUGUUAUCGACAAUUGAAGUGAUAAAGUACAAUUAAUGUUUAUCUUUUCAUAGUGCAAGUCUAAAUUUGUAUAUUGUUGUGUGUUAAUUGGGUUUUAUGACAAAAGUUUUUUUUUUGUAUUUGAAGUGUACGUUGUUUGUGAAUCAACUUCAACAAUAGGAGUUAGAUAUUUAUCUCGGAUGAAGUGGAACAAGAAUUCUAAGUCUCCUCACUCAGUCCUUCGCAUUUUUGUCCACAGUUCACAGCCAAAUAACGAUACAGACUAUCGACUUUCUUCAGAAUCCCUGAACGAGAUCCAAAUGUCGCUAGGAAUUCAUCUUGUUCCGAAAACCGUUGACGCAAGUUCUGCCACUUGGCCAAAAAUGAAAAUGUCAGAUUCAGGUUCGGGUGAUAUUGACGUUGCGAGAAUUAUCCGUCCUCAGACGGCUACGCUGGAAAGGCCACGGAUCCUAGACGUGACUUUGUUAGGUAAAAUUGAUAUGUCCCUUACAAGAAAGGGUCUCCUUUCGAUAUCCAACCUGUGCAUAGCGCCUCUGGACAACAUCCAAACAUCGAGGGACGCUAAGAGAAAUUCAACUUACAACAGAGAAAGUCGUCACGGGGGUAAAACUCGAAAAUGGAAUACACCAAGAAUAUCAGUGGAUGAUAAAGACAGAACAAAACAACUGAAGAAUAAAUACAAAGUAAACCAUCGCAAGACAGACGAGAGUUGCGAUGACGAAGCAACUAGCGUAUCUGAAUCCUCCUCCUCUCACGUGAUCAGGAAAGUGUCGAAUGCUACUACAGUCAGCAGGAGCCCUUCUAGAGGGACGCGUGUUAAGCAAGGUCGCCGAGACAAAGGCGUGUCCCCGAUUGAUAGUGUCAGCAGUGAUGCCAACAGUCCGAGACGAACUUUCAUUAACCCAGCACAAAAAGAAAAACUCCUUUCUCCAGCCAGUUGCUCCAACGGCAAUCCGGCACCAACAGAUAAGCGCGUUUCUCCUGUGAGUAUUGUCAGCAGUACUACCAACAGUCCUUCCAGAGGAUCGGUUGUGAAAAAUGUGCCUCGAGAAAAACGCGUUCCUCAUGUUGGUAGCAGGAACAGCAGUAACGUGAGCGAAGAUAAGAUUGAGAAACAAAGUCGUCGGACGUGUAAGCGGCCCGUCGUCGUGAGGAAGAACGGGGAGAAUGUCCUCGAAGCCUUCGGAGGUCCUAAACCUAGCGACGAAGUUCCGGAACCUUGCAGGACGUGUGGUCGCCCGGAGCAACCGGAACGAUUUCACAGUCACCCGCCACCCACCAGCCACAGACUGAGAUCGGCAGCGAGGCGCCAGCACGAUGACAACAAUAACAACAGUCAUCACCAGGACGACGCGUCGUAUAACAACAACAACAACAAUCAUCGCGACGACGCGACGAAGUCAGUUGUCAGCAAGAGCUCUGUGAGUAAGCCAGUGCCUAUGAAUUACCGAAGUGGGAAAUCGAUACGAAGGAGGAGUGACUUGACAAAAACUGCGGCCGGGAAACCAGCGCCGAUCACGGUCUCACUCGGCGCGAGGCCAGACGCCAAGACGGCGGAGAUGCAGCCUGCGGGCCGAAAGUCGCCGAUGAACACCGGAAGAGGCGGGGGGCACCUCGUUCCGGACGACAGACCCCCCGUGAGGCCGGGACCCCGCACAGUCCUGUGUUAUCUGUGCGGGCGGGAAUUCGGAACAGCUUCGUUUCCUCUGCACGAGCCUCACUGCUUGCAGAGGUGGGAGAGAGAAAAUUCGAAGCUUCCGUCUCACCUGCAGCGGGCUGUCCCCCAGAAACCCGUCAACCCCCUCACAGUCGAACAGUGGAACGCCUUCGCUUGGGAGGCAUCACAGGCGCAUCUCGUACCUUGCGAGAACUGUGGUCGUACUUUCAACCCGGACAGACUGGAAGUUCAUCAGCGAAGCUGUCGUCCUCCACCGGGCAAAGUCACUAAACGCAGCAAUCAGCAGGACGAGCCUGGGGAUGGCGGCGGAGGUGCGAGGUUCCCUCCCGCCGUCUUUUGUUACAUCUGCGGCAAGAUGUUCGGAACUCGAUCCGUAGGGAUCCACGAGCCGCAGUGCCUGGAAAGGUGGCGGAAGGAGAAUGAGCAGCUCCCGGCUCGCCAGCGCCGCGCGGAGCCCGUCAAGCCUCAGACACCAACAGGAAACAUCACCUCCCAGGAGGCAAUGGAUGUCAACUGGCAGGAGCACCUGAAGACGCUUGUUCCCUGCAGUCAGGGCUGUGGCAGGACAUUUAACCCGGAUCGUGUAGCGGUGCACGAACGAGGCUGCAAGGGACCGAAGAAGUAGACACGAGCAUUUGUUUCGCUGAACUGACCACAAUAUCAGCCAUUUUUAUUUCUGUCCGAAGGGUUGAACAUUGAAUUCGCGGAAUGAACUAAAAAUUUUUUUUUUUAAUCUUCAUCUGACAAAUCAUGAGACAUCUUUUUCGUUUUCAAAAUGCACUUUUUCGAUCGUCUUAUAGAUGCCUCGUAAGCUUCCUGGAACCCGUUGUGGCUUUUUGGAAUCCUUCAUCGAACUCAAAAUGCUCCCCCCCAUUAAGAAUUUUUUUGAGACGUGGAAACAAGAAAAAAAUCACCAAGGUGCUAGUUCCGGUGAAUACGGAGGAUGUUCCUUCCGGAAGUUCCGGGCGUUUCUCUCGAAUGGCGCGGCGAAAAUUCUGAUUAAGAACUUGAGCAUAGGCCUCCUUGUUCAUUGCUGUCGCGUGUGGAACGAAAUGAGUCACAAGAAUGCCUUAGACAUCGAAAAAUUAAACAAAGAGUGCAUUUUGAAAAGGAGAAAAAAUGUCUGAUGAUUUGUCAGAUGAAGAUUAAAAAAAAAAAUUUUUUUAGUUCAUUCCUCGAAUUAAAUACGUAAAUACAUUCUGUUUUGAUGGUUCAGACUUGUUGAAGAUGAAUAAAUAAUGUUGAAAUAUG
This is a messenger RNA of Zootermopsis nevadensis, 3437 nucleotides long. RefSeq lists its product as uncharacterized. Lineage: Eukaryota; Metazoa; Arthropoda; Insecta; Blattodea; Termopsidae. The record is from RefSeq and is a predicted model, not a curated record.